AUGCACUUUGAAGGAAAACUAACGGUUAAAAUAGAUUUGCAAGGCCCAGUGCUGUUCCCAAAUGACUCACCGCCACCACCGCGUCCACCGCUCAUCGUCACCUCACGACCGCUCACCGAGUCCAUAUCCCGGAGCGAGCUCAACAAUUCAUUAGCUCAGUCCAGUCAGCUCAGCAACGUGGUCAGACCGUACCUAGCGAGGAUCAAGGACUACAGACCGUACAAUUACGCUGUAGCGACCACAGCUCCGUUUGUAGCGGAUUACUUGAAACCUGAGAGCAGAUAUGAUUAUGCGCUCAGCAAUGUGGUCAGACCGUACCUAGCGAGGAUCAAGGACUACAGACCGUACAAUUACGCUGUAGCGACCACAGCACCGUUCGUAGCGGAUUACUUGAAACCUGAGAGCAGAUACGAUUAUGAGGAUGGUGUAUGUAGGAGUCUUGACGGCGAUGUGUGGACUGUAGUUUACGAUGAAAUAAAACUCCCAGUGUUCUGUAUCGAAGAAAAUCGGUGGGCGCUGGAUCGAACGCAGUUGCCUCCGAUCUACAAGGCUCUCUCCAACCACGCAAAGCAAGAAGUCAUCGAUGUGCGCAGACAAAAUCUGAAAAACCAACAAAAUUACGAGGCGGUCGCUAGUAAACUUCUAAAAGACUGGAGGUUUGUUGAUGACACCGGCGUUGGAGAUGGUUUGAGUAAUGUACAAACCGUGCCCGUAGAGGAGCCAUAUCAUCAUCGCCAUAAUACAAAUUACAAGGAUGAUCCCAGCAAUGAUGACUACGAUCAGAACAAGAACUAUGCCUUCUCCUAUACAGUAAAAGAUCAGAAGACUGGCGAUGAUUUUUCUCAUUCCCAACACAGUAGUGGCUCAGCAACGAACGGAGAAUACAGGGUUCGACUCCCCGACGGAAGAAUGCAAAUAGUUUCUUACACAGCCGACGAAAAUGGCUACCAAGCCGACGUGAGAUAUGACGAUGAAGACAAAACAGCCGCAAAUUCAAUUGACAACAAUUUUAACAGUUACAACGGUGACAGGAACCAUAAUAACGGAAACAGUAACAACGAUCACGAUUAUAUAGAAAUCAAGAAUCGUUACAACGAUUUUAACGAUAAAAAUGAUUAUCAACAGAAAACUUAUAAAGCUGAUGUAGAAGAAUACAAACCGCCAGCGAAUAAAGACUAUUACAACCAAUACACAGAUUUGUCCAAAGAAUAUUACAAUGAUGAUUUGUCUACGGAAUAUGAAAGUAAAAGCUACGAUUACGCACCGCACAAGAGUAAAUUCGCAUCUUUCGUUGACAAUAAAAAUGUUGAUCCUAACAAAUUCGUUUCCAAUAACAAUGUAGCUUUUGGUUCUACUGUAACACCGUCGUACGAGCAACUCAAAGACUUAUUGGUGACUAAGAAAGCAUAUAAUACAGUGCAGCCAUAUUUGAGCAAUAUUCCCGUUGAAAUUAACGUACCAUCAACGACGCCCAAUUACGAUUUCACCACAGAAAGAGUAGUUCUUAUUGGAGGAAAGAAACCUAGUUUGUAUACUAGUGUGAGUAGCAGUUUAGCUCCAAUAAUCAACGCUGGUUAUGUAACAGCCACUCCUUCGCCAGUCACUUACAAUAAUUACGUGGUAUCAUCAACGCCCAGAAACUAUUUAGUCUCAACGAUAGAUAGGUUGAGAAACCAAGUGGACUUGUCCGGUUCGAAACCAGUGUUGUCCAACAGUUAUAUCGAUAGGAUAAAUAAAUAUUUGCGUUUCAAUUAGUCGAUAUUAUGAGUUUUUCGAUUAACAGUUUCUGGUGCCUACUCAGUAAGAGAUUUUAGUUAAUAUGUUAUUGCUGGAAUAAUUUCACGUUAUAUUUAUUUAAGAAUAAUAACUGCAUUGAAUUAAAAAACCACAUUAUUUAUUUAUUCCGAAUUAGCAGCAUUAAACAAUGACUGCAUCAUAGGUAUCAAUAAUAUUAUUAUAUUUGACGAAUAACGUAUUUCUGCUCAAUAUUACACAAAUUCAUGGCCCUGCCAAAUUGUCCCAAUUAAAAGCAAAAAUAAUAAGUAAUAUAUAUAUAUUACUAUUUUUUAUAUGUAUAUAUUUUAUAUAUAUAGUGUCAUCAUCAUUAGCUUAUUAAUGUAUACAUUAUUGCAUUUGGCACUGCAAACCUCGUAAAGAAUAUAUAGAGAGAUAUUACAUAGGUAGCUAUGUAUAUGAUAUGUGAUUUCUGAAAUGAUAUAUAAUUAACAACUAUAUAAAGUGUUCCGGGUUUUAAUAUAAAUGUUUCAAAUAAAUCCUUGAUAGUUAUGUGUGUAAUAACGAAUUAAGACUAGAGUGAUAAUAUUAGAAUGAAAGUGAAGCAAAAAGUUACCAUUAGAUAUUUAGGUAAAUAUACUUAAUUAUUUAUUUUGUAUUUUUUACACGAUUGUAUACAAUAAAAAUAAUGU
Messenger RNA from Chilo suppressalis (striped riceborer), 2426 nucleotides. Lineage: Eukaryota; Metazoa; Arthropoda; Insecta; Lepidoptera; Crambidae. The record is from the annotation of a GenBank genome assembly.